UGUGUCCCUAAAAGUGGCUUAAUCCCCCCUCACUCCCUAGCCCCCAUCCCUGCCAAGGCGCCUGCGCCCCUCCGCUCCGCCGCAACCCUGCCCAAUUGUCCGGCUAAGACUCGUGAAAACUACAGCUCCCAGAGUGCAUCGCACCGAGAUCUGCACUCCGCGAGUCGGGUGGCCCGGGUCAGGUGACUUCUAGCCCGCCCUCACACAAAGUCGGGCCGGCCUGGGGAGGUGGUCCAGUCCGAGGCGGCUCCUGAGUCCCGUGUGUCGGUCUCCUGAGCCUGAGAGGAUCUCAGUUCUGUGAAACGGAGGAACAUGAUAAGGCGUUGGCUGAUUAUUUUUGUCCUUUUUCCCCUGAAGCUCAUAGGGACAUGUGAGUCGACAGUCAGCCUCACUGUUCCUCCCACCGUGAAGCUGGAAAAUGGAAGCUCAGCCAACGUCAGCAUUGCCCUUCAGCAUCCGUUAAAUACAACCUUGGCGAUCACUUUUGAAAUCACGUUUCGUUCAAAAAAUAUUACUAUCCUUGAAUUUCCCGAUGAAGUUGUGGUGCCUCCCGGAGUGACAAAUUCCUCUUUUCAAGUGAAGUCUCAAAAUGUUGGACAAGUUACCGUUUUUCUUCAUGGAAAUCAUUCCAACCAGACCGGCCCAAGGAUACGCUUCUUGGUGAUCCAUAGUAACGUCGUUAGCAUCAUAAACCAGGUGAUUGGCUGGAUCUACUUCGUGGCCUGGUCCGUCUCCUUCUACCCUCAGGUGAUCACGAACUGGAGGCGGAAAAGUGUCGUUGGUCUGAGCUUUGACUUCGUGUCCCUAAACCUGACGGGCUUUGUGGCCUACAGCGUGUUCAACAUCGGCCUCCUCUGGGUGCCAUACUUCAAGGAGCAGUUUUUCCUCAAAUAUCCGAAUGGAGUGAACCCCGUGGACGCUAAUGACGCCUUCUUCAGCCUGCACGCGGUCGCCCUCACCCUGGUUGUCUUAGUGCAGUGCUUCCUGUACGAGCGAGGCAACCAGCGUGUGUCCUGGCCUGCCAUCGGCUUCCUCGUGCUCUCGUGGCUCUUCACCCUCGUCACCAUGAUUAUGGCCGCAGUCGGGGCAACCACCUGGUUGCAGUUUCUCUUCUGCUUCUCCUACAUCAAGCUUGCAGUGACGCUGGUCAAGUAUUUUCCACAGGCCUACAUGAACUUCUACUACAAAAGCACAGAGGGCUGGAGCAUUGGCAACGUGCUUCUGGACUUCACUGGGGGCAGCUUCAGCCUCCUCCAGAUGUUCCUCCAGUCCUACAACAACGACCAGUGGACCCUGAUCUUUGGAGACCCAACCAAGUUUGGACUCGGCAUCUUCUCCAUCUUCUUCGAUAUUGUCUUCUUCGUCCAGCACUUCUGCUUGUACAGAAAGAAACCAGGGUAUGACCAGCUGAACUAGCACCCAGGGACCCAGUGUAAGCGGCCUGGGCCCUGUGCCUACCAGAAAGGCUGGAGAAGCGGUCUGGAGUGCAGGGCUGGCUCAGUGUGCCGACAGUGGAGAAGCGCUGUCUUCCUCAGGGCCAAACGCCUUAAGCAGGAACCAGCCUGCCUUCGCCCAGGACUCUCCCUCCAAGACUCUCGCAGGCUGGGGAGGAGCCUCCCUCUGGGACAAACACCUGACUCUGCUCUGAGAUUAAAAGCUAGACCGCUGGCGGCCUCUCCCAGACUCCCCAGAGGUCUGAGCCCCUCCCAGGCCUUACUGGCCACGCAUCUGGCCCUCCUGCAUCUUGAUGCCGCCAUCUCUAUUUUCUUUAAGGCUUCAGGCAGCACGCACAGCACGUCCCAGGCAGGAUUGCGCGCUGAGCUUGGAGCCGAAGGCUGUGCCCCAAGCAACCAGCAUCUCUGGGAGCAGCUUGAGAGACUGACCUUGCAGCUGGGAGAGCCAAGGGCACUUUGCUGCCACUGCUGUGUUCCCAGAGACCAAGCAGCCAGGUGCUGUGGGCAGUGGACUCAGGUGCUGGUGCUGGUACUGGUGGUAGAGGGGCUAGGACUGGGGGCUUAGGUCUCGGGGUUCCUUCUCUGAAGGUCACAUUCUCUGAGCACUCACCUUCCUGACACUCAUUCUACAUAACUCAGCUUCCAUACCUGCAAUCACAGGCGGCCCAGGCCAGGGCCUAGAAACUGUUUCUGAGCCUUGAGGUGCCCAACAGAUGGGUUCUGAACUGGGCUCAUGUCCAACACCCUCUGGAUCUUUAUCACACUAACCCAUUUGGAUUUUUUGGAGGGAAGUUUUGGAAGAAAGGGGCUUAAUUUCUUCUGCCUUUUGCCCACUUUCACUUUCCCGGAGUCAGGGGCCCCAUGUGAGCCCCUCCAACUGCUCCUCACCCUGCGUCUGGAGUGCGGGACACAUGCACACCAGUCCAUGCCUUAGAGGCCUGGUGGACCUGCCAGAUGGUGAGAGGAGCUCCCCUCCUUCCCCAGACCCCCACCUGAGGCUCGCCAAGUUUUUGGCUGUUGAAGAGUUAGAGAAGGACUUGAGACAACCUCACACAAUCCUCAUGGGCCCAACCCUGAUCCCAAACCCUCUUUCCUCCCACCCCAAGCAGCUGUCCUUCCUGUGGUGGGAGGGGAGGGUCCCAGGACGUGCCUUGUUCAUGCCUUGAGUCUGUCAAUCCACUCUGACUUUUUUUUUACUACGAGACAAAUGUGAGGGGCAUGUAUUCUUAAUUAAAACCUGAUUUGCUUCCUUUU
Diceros bicornis minor is the source of this 2708-nucleotide messenger RNA. RefSeq names its product cystinosin, lysosomal cystine transporter (gene CTNS). The coding region runs from base 313 to 1416 and encodes 367 amino acids. The transcript is spliced from 11 exons. Gene Ontology annotation, biological process: L-cystine transport. NCBI's taxonomy places the organism in Eukaryota, Metazoa, Chordata, Mammalia, Perissodactyla, Rhinocerotidae. Gene Ontology annotation, molecular function: L-cystine transmembrane transporter activity. Gene Ontology annotation, cellular component: lysosomal membrane. The record is from RefSeq and is a predicted model, not a curated record.